AUGGUGUUUAAGGCAGAAAGAUACGUCGACAUCCCAACAAAAGAUAUUCUAUCUUAUAUCUUCGAUAAACCUGAAUAUGACCAGAACAAGCCGAUAUACAUCGACGUUCAUAACCCAUCGCGAUCCAUUUCAUGCAACCAGGCUCGCAGCAUCAUUCGAAAACUCAUCGCGGGAUUCAGAGAAGCUGGUGUAAAGGAAGGAGACUGUGUUGCUAUACAUUCUUUCAAUGAUAUUCUAUAUUGCAUGCUUGUACUUGCAAUCAUCGGUGUUGGUGGUGUCUAUACCGGCACCAAUCCGACAUAUACAACAGCGGAAUUGUCCCAUCAUAUCAAGACAUCAAAGAGCAAAUUUCUGAUUUCCGAACCUGAGAUAUUGGAAUCGCUACUAGGGGCUGCAAAAGAAAACAAUGUUCCGUUACACAAUAUCUGGGUAUUUGAUCCUCUUGGACAACCGAUUCCUUCUGGUCACAUAUCAUGGAGAGAGCUACUGAAUUUUGGGGAGCAGGAUUGGGUGCGUUUUGAUGAUGCUCAGAACUCUAAAAGCAGACCUGCUGCAAGACUGUUUAGCAGUGGAACAACUGGCCUACCUAAGGGGACAAACCUUACGCACUACAAUCUGAUUUCACAGCAUGAGCUUACGACUAAGGCACACCCAAGACCACAUGCUAUUUCUCGGGUCGUUGCGUUACCCAUGUUUCACGCUGCUGCCGCUCCAUCAACAAACGUCAGUGCAUUAGCGGGCGGUGAAAUCAUCUAUAUGAUGCGCCGAUUUGAGCUGCAGACUUUCUUGAGAGCAACUGAAAAGCAUGGAGCAACUGAGAUGGCAGCCGUGCCACCAAUCGUGCUGGCCAUUGUUAUGUCACCAUUUUCUCGCACACGUCCAUUUAUGAAAAGUAUCCGAGCUGUUAGUUGCGGUGCUGCACCAUUGGACAAGGGUCUUCAGGCUAGGCUAUUGGAGUUGCUAGAGCCAGGUGUGCCAUUUAAUCAAGUGUGGGGAAUGACAGAGACUUCAUGUGUUGCAACUAUGUUUGGAUACCCUGAAAAGGACGAUACAGGCUCUGUCGGGCGGUUAAUACCAAAUCUUGAAGCUAAACUCAUUGAUGAUGACGGAAAUGAUAUUUCAGCCUACGGCGUCCGCGGCGAGAUUUGCGUUCGAGGACCGACUAUUAUUCCUGGUUAUUUCGAGAACCCGAAAGCCAAUGCUGAAAGUUUUGACAAGGACGGCUAUUUCAAAACUGGCGACAUAGGAUACUGUGACGAGGCGACUCGCAAAUGGUAUAUCAUUGACAGGAAGAAAGAGCUUAUCAAGGUCCGCGGGUUUCAGGUUGCCCCCCCUGAGCUCGAAGCCGUCCUACUUUCUCAUCCUCAGAUUAUCGAUGCAGCAGUCAUCGGAGUACCGCAUCCAAGUGGUGAUGGGGAGGCCCCACGCGCUUACAUCGUUCGGCGACCUGGGCCUGAGGGCGAAAGGUUGACGGAAGAAGUCAUCAAAACUUAUUUAAGUGGCAGGCUAUCGAAGUACAAAGCUUUGGUUGGUGGCGUCAAAUUUGUUGAUGCUAUUGCAAAGAACGCCAGUGGCAAGAUUCUGAAGAGGCUUUUGAGAGAAGCCAGCAAAAAGGAACUCGAAGCUGCCUUGAACAAACCAAAACUUUGA
Messenger RNA from Talaromyces amestolkiae, 1650 nucleotides. RefSeq lists its product as uncharacterized. The record is from RefSeq and is a predicted model, not a curated record. Gene Ontology annotation, biological process: secondary metabolic process. The coding region runs from base 1 to 1650 and encodes 549 amino acids. The transcript is spliced from 5 exons. Gene Ontology annotation, molecular function: CoA-ligase activity. Lineage: Eukaryota; Fungi; Ascomycota; Eurotiomycetes; Eurotiales; Trichocomaceae.